CCGCUGAUUGGCUAAGAGCAGUUCUUUAGCUUUACGCAAUGAUCCCUGGCCGCUGAUUGGCUUAGAGCAGUUCUCCAUCUUGACUCUCAGCUGAUUGUUGUUUUGAAGCACAAUGCUGCGUAUAGGAGCAUCACGCCUGCUCCAGCAUGGGGGCAGGCAUGCUGCUGUGGUCAGUGCAGCACGUACCCAGUCGUCAGCACCGGACAAAAUAGAGGUUUUCAUUGAUGACAUGCCUGUUAUGGUGCCACCAGGAACCACUGUGUUGCAGGCUGCUGCACAAGCUGGGGUGGAAAUCCCAAGAUUCUGUUACCAUGAGAGACUGUCUGUGGCCGGCAACUGUCGCAUGUGUCUCGUUGAGGUGGAGAAGUCUGUCAAGCCUGUAGCAGCUUGUGCCAUGCCAGUGAUGAAGGGCUGGCGCAUCAAGACCGACAGCGAGAUGACACGCAAGGCUCGCGAGGGUGUCAUGGAGUUCUUGCUUAUCAACCAUCCACUAGACUGCCCCAUCUGUGAUCAGGGAGGAGAGUGUGACUUGCAGGAUCAGUCGAUGGCCUUUGGUUCUGAUCGGUCUCGCUUUUUGGAGAACAAGCGUGCUGUUGAGGACAAGAACAUUGGUCCCCUUGUUAAGACAAUCAUGACGAGGUGUAUCCAUUGUACACGAUGUGUUCGCUUUGCAACAGAGAUUGCCGGCGUGGAAGACCUCGGUACGACCGGACGAGGGACUAAUAUGGAGAUUGGGACUUACGUGGAGAAAAUGCUGUUGUCCGAGUUGUCCGGCAAUGUGAUCGACCUCUGCCCUGUUGGAGCUCUCACCUCCAAGCCCUAUGCAUUUACUGCGCGUCCCUGGGAAAUUCGCCGCACUGACUCGGUGGACGUGAUGGAUGCUGUUGGCUCUAACAUUGUUGUCAACCAUCGCACAGGAGAAGUACUAAGAAUCUUGCCCCAAGUGAAUGAGGACAUCAAUGAGGAAUGGCUGUCUGACAAGUCCCGCUUUGCCUAUGAUGGUUUGAAGCGGCAGCGCCUUGUGUAUCCCAUGGUGAAGGACUCUGACGGUGAGCUGCGUCCCUGUGAAUGGGAGGACGCCCUUAUUGUGGCGGCCAAGGCACUGAAAGCAGCAGAUGGUUCUGUUGCUGCUAUUGCUGGAGGCCUGGCUGAUGCUGAAGCUCUCGUUGCACUGAAAGACUUAGUCAAUGGUCUUGGUGGUGAGUCUACCUGCACUGAGGAGGUCUUCCCGGACGCUGGGACUGGCACCGACCUCCGCUCCUCAUAUUUACUAAAUACGAAAAUUGUCGGCGUCGAGGAAGCCGACAUGAUCGUUUUUGUCGGCGCUAACCCCCGAUUCGAAGCUCCGCUGUUCAACACCAGAGUUCGUAAGGCGUGGACGUAUAACGAACUUCAUGCCGCCAUGAUUGGACCAGACGUGAAUUUGACGUAUGAUUGUGAGCACUUAGGAGACGACGCUUCCAUUAUUGGGAAACUGUUAGACGGCUCGCACCCAUUCUCACAGCGCCUCACUGCUGCCAAGCGGCCAAUGAUCGUAGUUGGAACUUCCCUUCUGGCUCGCCCGGAUGGUGAUGUUCUAUAUGCUCAGCUUCUGCAACUGUCGCAAAAAUUGCGCAGUAGUUGUGAAGGUGGAUCAGAGUGGCGAGUGUUUAACAUUCUUCAUCGAGUAGCCUCACAAGUGGCUGCCCUCGACCUUGGCUACACUCCGGGCGUGGCUGACAUACGCAACAAUCCUCCCAAGGUGCUGUACCUCAUGGGUGCCGACGAAGGAGCUAUUACUCGUGAAGACCUUCCCAAAGAUACACUUGUUAUCUAUCAGGGACACCAUGGAGACCAGGGAGCAGAGAUGGCAGAUGUGGUCCUCCCCGGUGCUGCCUACACCGAGAAGACUGCUACUUACGUCAACAUGGAGGGACGAGCCCAGCAGACACAGGCUGCCCUGGUCCCCCCGGGCAUGGCUCGUGAAGACUGGAAGAUCAUCCGGGCACUCUCAGAGAUUGUGGACACGAGACUUCCCUAUGAUAAACUAAAUGACAUUCGUAAUCGCCUGGCUGAAGUGUCGCCCAAUCUUACACGCUAUGGGGACGUAGAAGAAGCGAACUACUUUGCACAGGCCACAGCUCUUGCCGAGAUGGUAAGUGGGAAGAAGGGAGCAGCACCUAUUGAUGUCCCUCAAAAGAAGCUUGAAGACUUCUACAUGACCAACUCCAUUACCCGAGCUUCUCCCACAAUGGCCAAGUGUAUUGCAGCAGUUAAGAAAGAAGCAGCCAAUAAAUACAUUGAAUAACGGUUCUGUUCGUGUAGAUUAUAGUGGGUGAGCUCUGCAAUAGGUUAUAUAUUGCUUGGAGGCUUGUAUAAAUAAGGUUUAUUUCAACUCAAGCAGAAUCAAUGAAAACACUUCCAGUAAACUACAGUAGUUGCCAGAUCAUAUAGAUUCAUAUUUAUGUUUUGCCUGAGACAGAACUAGCAGUUUAGAAACAAUAUGAUGUGUUUUGUUAUAAGUUAAAAUACCUUUCAAUUUUUCUGAAUUGCUAGCUGUGUCUCGGCUGCUGUCAUCCUUUUUGUAGAUGAUCUGAAAAUAUUAUCACUUAAAAUUGUUGUAGCUACAAGAAUUGCCAUUAGGAACCUUGUUAUCCCAGCACCACAUUGACCUGCAGCUUCUCUGGGAGAUAUUGUACAGAUGUCUAUAUUUUAUUUGUAUAGUUUAUCCUAAAAUAGGAAUUUAUAAAUA
Molecule: messenger RNA, 2731 nt
Organism: Homarus americanus (American lobster)
Lineage: Eukaryota; Metazoa; Arthropoda; Malacostraca; Decapoda; Nephropidae
Gene: ND-75
Product: NADH-ubiquinone oxidoreductase 75 kDa subunit, mitochondrial-like
Exons: 15
Coding region: 113-2287 (724 amino acids)
Biological process (GO): ATP synthesis coupled electron transport
Cellular component (GO): membrane
Molecular function (GO): NADH dehydrogenase (ubiquinone) activity; iron-sulfur cluster binding
Source: RefSeq, a predicted model, not a curated record